ACAAUUCCACUAUCUUUCCACCAAGAAAGGCACCUUCCCUUCAAUCACUCUCUUUUUCCUCUUUAACCCUUAUUACUCUGUGUGUGUGUGUGUGUUUUCCCCAAUUCUCCCACUCCAUAACCACUCUUUUCCAUUGAACAACAAAAACAUAGCCCUCUUUACAGUCAACUCUUUACCCAUCUUCUGUCCCUUUGUUUUGUCCCUUUUGUCUUAUUUUGAAUGUGAAGAACAAUUGCUGAAAGUUUGAACCAGAAAGAAUGUUAGGGUUGAUGAAGAACUGCUAGUGAAAAUUUGUACUCCUUGCCUUAUAUUUGGAGAAAAAAAAGUGGGUUAAUUGGUGUUUUUGGAGAAAAGGGGAGAAAAAUUACCUCACUGCUUUGAGUUGAGUGGAAGUGAAAGUGUGAUAAUGGUGAGGAAACAUGGAUGGCAGCUACCAGCACACACCUUUCAGGUUGUUGCUAUAACUGUAUUUUGCUUGUUAGUAGUCGCAUUUUAUGCUUUCUUCUCCCCUUUCCUCGGAGGGCGCAUUUGGGAGUAUGCUUCAAUCGCAGUUUAUUCACCAGUGGCAUUGCUUGUUUUUAUUCUUUAUGUUCGGAGUACUGCAAUCAAUCCUGCAGAUCCAGGCAUUAUGUAUAAGUUUGAUUCUGGACGAAUGAAUAACACCAACUCAAAUCAUGGGUUGUCUGCAAGAGAUCUUCCUGGGAAAUUUGAUGAACAUAGUAAUGAUGCACGUUCUUCUCUGUCGUCAGCUUCAAGAAGUUCCAUUGGCGCUGCUAACGCUAUCAAAAAAGGUCAACUAGAAGCAGGGAGAUUAGAUAAGCAAGUGGUUUCUUUGAAUAGAAAGUCUUGUUGUUGUAGGAUUGGAGGAGUCUUUUGCUUUUUAUUUGUACAUGAGGAUUGCCGCAAAACAGAUGGAGCUGCUGAGGAGGAAGUGGCAGGUGAAGAUGCUCUGUUUUGCACAUUGUGCAAUGCUGAGGUGCGCAAGUUCAGUAAACAUUGUCGAAGCUGUGAUAAAUGUGUGGAUGGAUUUGAUCACCAUUGUCGGUGGCUCAACAACUGUGUUGGGAGGAAAAACUAUGUUACCUUUAUAUCACUGAUGGCCACCAGCUUGGUCUGGCUUGUUACUGAAGCUGGAGUUGGAAUUGCUGUUAUGGUACGAUGCUUUGUACACAAAAAGAAUAUGGAAGCUGAAAUAGUUGAUAGACUAGGGAAUGGUUUUUCCCUGGCUCCAUUUGCAACUGUUGUGGCUGUAUGUACAGCAGUUUCAUUACUUGCUUGUGUUCCUUUAGGCGAGCUUUUCUUUUUCCACAUGAUACUGAUAAGAAAGGGCAUUACAACGUACGAGUACGUCGUAGCUAUGAGGGCCAUGAGCGAGGCACCGGCGGGAGCAUCUGUAGAUGAAGAAAUGCCAAACAUUGUAUACUCUCCAUCAGGGUCAGCUACAACUGGCUUCAGCGGUGGAAGUUCUUUGGGCCUGCAAUACAAAGGAGCAUGGUGCACCCCUCCUAGGGUGUUUGUUGAUUAUCAGGAAGAAGUUGCACCUCAGUUAGAGCCUGGAAUGGUCCCAUCAACAGUUGAUCCGGAUGCAGCUGGUUUUGUUGAAAAGGGAAACAAGGGACCUAAGCGGCCUGUUAAGAUCAGUGCAUGGAAACUUGCAAAAUUGGAUUCCAGUGAAGCCAUGAGAGCUGCAGCAAAAGCUAGAGCAUCCUCAUCUGUUCUACGCCCUAUAGAUAACCGUCGUUUUGAUCCUGAAUUGAGCUCCAGUGAGAACAUGAGUGUCAGAAGCAGUAUCAGUGCUGAUACCGGAGGAAAUAGGGACAUGAGAAAUGAAUUGAGGAAUUCACUUGCUCCUACUCAAGGUAGCCGGGACGAGUAUGAAACUGGAACUCACAGUGUCAGUAGCUUUAGCAGUCCGAGCCAUGUGCAUGAAUCAGUCACACUAAGCCCUCUCCCACAAGCUCACAGCUUAGGCCAUCUCAGUGCUGCCAUUGUCCCGGAGAGGGCCCGAACUUCUCGGGCUGCACUCCCUAAUCAUAACCACCAAGUCUUACAUUCUUCAGAAUUUGAUGAGAAGAUCGUGCAGAGGAAUAGUACAACCGAUCCGUUAUUGCUUUCAGCUCCUGCCCCUGCAGCUUCUCUGCUCAGAGAUGUUAAACGAACAUCUGUUGUUUGGGACCAAGAAGCUGGAAGGUAUGUGUCUGUUCCGGUAUCAGCUUCAGAUGCUCGUACAAGGCCGUCCAUGCAAGGAGGAUCAUCAAAUCCUAAUGCUGUAUCUGCUAGUAAUGACAAGAGGCCAGCCCCUCUCCCUCGAGAACCUUCACAGCCUCCUGCAAAGCCUCCAGUCGAGCAGUCAGAAAAGCUAACAUAUACUGGAGAGUCAAUAUUCUUUGGUGGUCCACUUUUGCGCGGUCCAAUUAAGGAUGGACUGAGAAAUGAGAGGGGCUCUGGUUCCAGAGAUGGCCAAGAGAGGCUGCUGUUUAAUUUGCCUCGUGAGUCCAGGUUCAAAAGGGAUACUGCCUCCCAUCAACUUCCCGUGUUCAUUCCUGGUGAUUUCGAGUCAAAUAAGUAAAACUUCCGGGACUAGUGAUGAAUGUUCACUUUGUGUUUGCCCUUGCAUAGCAAGGGUUGAACAGAAGAAACCCCUCGAGCUAUAGCUGGUUUUGGCAUUCCAGGAACCUUGCAGUCUGUUGCAGCCACUGUACAUUCUGAGGUUCCGUCGGUUUCUUCUCGACGGAUUGUCUAACUUAACACGGCAGAAAAAUGAAUGUAGUGUUGAGGAGAUGCACUCCUAGUUCCCUCUCUGAACCUUUUGUAUGUAGAGCUGAACUUGAAUGGUAGAGUUAGCUUCUUGUAGCAAUUUUGCAAUGAGAAUUCUCAGACUUCAUUACCUUUUUCCUUUUGCCCGAAAUCAGACUAUUACCUGCAUGGUGCAAUUUGGUUCUUUUUUUAUGCCAUAUUUAUAUUACCUGCGCGGUG
Molecule: messenger RNA, 2976 nt
Organism: Nicotiana attenuata
Lineage: Eukaryota; Viridiplantae; Streptophyta; Magnoliopsida; Solanales; Solanaceae
Product: probable protein S-acyltransferase 19
Exons: 10
Coding region: 407-2569 (720 amino acids)
Biological process (GO): protein targeting to membrane; peptidyl-L-cysteine S-palmitoylation
Cellular component (GO): Golgi apparatus; endoplasmic reticulum
Molecular function (GO): protein-cysteine S-palmitoyltransferase activity
Source: RefSeq, a predicted model, not a curated record